AUGAGUAGCGUUCCACUAAUAGAAACAUUUGGCCGCAUCGUGUAUGGUUUUACACGAGGAUUAACCGAGCACUACAAUCCAGAGGAACCCGAAUACACAGCAGAGAUUUUAGGCUACCAUCCUCUGGAAAGCACAGGGCGAGAAUGGUAUUAUAAACCUGUGAAAGAACUCAUUUAUCAAGAAUACGGUGAAAAUAGAUCAUCACUACCGUCAUUUAAUCUCAACAUAAGGAUUAUAAAUGCGAGUUCUACACAGGAGCACGAUGAACCACUGCAGAAUAACGAUACAGAAACAGCAGGAGCAAUGGCUUGGAAGUCAUUCAGACCUUCCAUUCGUCACACCAUUUGUGACUCAAUGUUUAUUGGAUCUUUGAUCUCACUUCUGGCCGCCAUUGGCAUUGGUACCAUAUACAUCGCACUAGCUUUCGUGAUUUAUAAAACAGUGAUGAAUUGUGAAUACCAAAAGGAAAAAAUGACUUUGCGCGAGCAGUGGAUGAGGACUAUUGCUGACGUAGUUAGUUGUGCUCUAAUUUACUUCUCUCCGGUUUUGAAUUUGCUAUUCUUGUUUCGCUCGUUUCAGCUGAAAGGACUUAAACAAAAACUACUCCAGACUUGUCUAAUUAUAUACUGUCUGGAUUCACUUUACCGCGUAACACUGCAACUUAUAGGAAAGCCUUUUUUCGCACUUUCUGCAUUGUACAAUGUUCCAGUUUAUACUCUUUGGUUAUGCAGUUCAAUGUUGCAGUUUUAUCUUGUGGCAAGUAACUUUUUAAAUCGACCAAAACGGAAACGAAUACUCCUGCUCUGUAAAAUGUUUGUUCCAACUAUUAGCUUUAUUAUUUUGGGUUGUUGUAUGAGACUCUUUAUUUACCCAGCAUACAACAAAGAAAAGAAAGAAGAAAGAAAGCUGGUUAUUGCCCUUUUUUCUCCUCUUGCUGGGCUGGUGCUAAAGGCCGCUUCUCGAAUUUGUGUUCAGCGUCUAUGGAACAUCACUCAUCCGGGAUAUUCGUACGUACUUUUAGCACCAUUGUAUUUUGUGUCAGCGAUUAUGAUCCGUGGUUUACAAUUAGAACUUAACAGUCUACAAUCCAUCGCUAUUGUUGGAAUAAUUCACGGUGCUGCAGAAGUCAUAGAACGAAGCACCAUAGUUGUGACUGAUCACGUUUGUCAUUCGCUUCGGACAAGAAAGGCAUCUCCAUGGGGAAGUUUUCGAACUCCUCGCCUGGAAAGACUUACAGCCGAUGUAGCUAUCAUGAGUAUGUUGUACGAAUCAACCGCUAUAGUUUCCGUCAAUGGCUCCUUCUACAUGCACAAACUGAUCUUUCUAGAAAACACUUCUGUCACAAGUAUGAUUAAAGAGUUCGCCCUUUCCACUUCAGUCAUGCUGGUAAUAGAAUGGUUUUUCAUCAGCGUUUCUCUAGCAAUCGAGACUCGAUAUCAAAACAUGGCUGUUAUGGCUGUAUGGCGUUGUCAAUGGAAACGACAUACUUUAGUAGCAAUCUUGAAUGUAAUGUUUAUAGGCGUAUGGGUCAUCGUGAAUCUCUUAGAUGUCGUACACGGACACUUUGUAGGCGAACCCUUAAAAAAGUGUAAAAUUCCGUUUUCCUAG
Molecule: messenger RNA, 1608 nt
Organism: Porites evermanni
Lineage: Eukaryota; Metazoa; Cnidaria; Anthozoa; Scleractinia; Poritidae
Source: the annotation of a GenBank genome assembly